ACAUUUCAGUGUACACCAACAAGCGAAGGUCCCAGUUCAUCAACGGCAGCCAACGUUGAGCAACCAUUUGUCCCAUUCUCGCACAAUUCAAAUGAAGAGAGUGCGGUACCUGGAAGACGGACGCCCCUAGGAACUGUAGGUUUAGGUGGAUUCUACUUUCAAGGCGUGUGUUCCCCGAACUUAGGAGCAGUUCCGGUUUCGGAUGAGAAUAGUCCCGAACCAGGAGGUAGCAACAGAUCCCAACCAUCUCGUGCACUUCCCCAUGCGCAGAACGCCCUGCAGAAUAAGGGAAAGGGUCGACAGGGCAAGGCCGUUCGGCUCAACAUCAACGCCAGAGAGAGAAGACGAAUGCACGAUUUGAACGACGCGUUAGACGAAUUGAGGAGCGUUAUUCCGUACGCGCAUUCGCCAUCUGUGAGAAAAUUGUCAAAAAUAGCAACGCUGUUAUUGGCCAAAAACUACAUACUGAUGCAAGCAAACGCUUUAGACGAACUGAGACGUCUGGUGGCUUAUCUUCAGGGAACGGCGGCAACGGCCGGAAUCGUUCCUCCUCCCGGCUUUGAUUUGGACGGUUUUCCCGCCGCCGCCAAGUUUUUACAGCAACAUCACAAUUUAACCUCGGAAGGUGCUAGCAAUAACGACGGCGGCAACACUGGAAAUUCUGGAACUCCCUUAUGAAAUAAAAGCUUGAUCACUUCCAGAUUUUAAAGCAAUUCCAGAAUUCGGCAGUCCGUUUGACUUGGAGCGUAAGAACCUGGAUUGUUAGUAAUAUAUACUAGUCACAUUUGUAACAAUUCUAGUCAAAAGCUGUCCAUAAGUUAAGAGCGUCUUUUAAUAUGACAGUACCUACAUGCGUAGCAAUAAUUAGUAUAGCAAAUAAGCAAUUAAUUGUCCCUGUAAGUGUCUUUACAAAGUUUUUAGUCGAAAUACUGUAGACUUACAUGUAAGACUGUGCAAUUUCAAUUCUAAAUAUUGAAUUGCCACAGCAUGUGCCUGAAAGCAUUCAAUUUCCAGCAAGAUAUAUGUUUUUUGUAAGUGUGUAUUUUUUGUAAUUUAGUGAAGCUUCUAUAAUUUUUAUUCUAAUUAAAUGGGUUCACUAACUUUGCAGAAAAAUUUAAAUUUGAUAGCAGUUACAUGUAUAUUGGGCUGCCAACCUCAGAAAUUUGAUUUCACGGUUGUAUUUUGUCCCUAUACCUAAUAUGUGUUUCAGAAUGGAAACGGGUUAAAGGUGGAGUGGAGGUGGAUUUUUAAGAUCUUGAUAUUGAUAUUAAUGAAAAACUUUUUUGGGCAUAUGCUGUAAAUCGAACGAGUGUGAUUUUAAUAAAUUUAUCU
Molecule: messenger RNA, 1332 nt
Organism: Photinus pyralis (common eastern firefly)
Lineage: Eukaryota; Metazoa; Arthropoda; Insecta; Coleoptera; Lampyridae
Product: class E basic helix-loop-helix protein 22-like
Exons: 2
Molecular function (GO): protein dimerization activity
Source: RefSeq, a predicted model, not a curated record